AUGGCGUCCAGGGCCGACUAUCAGCUUGCCUCGCUUGCCGCGGGAUUCACCAUCGGCUUUGGAUUUUUGACAGUAUGGGAGGCCAUAAAGCAGACAAGACGGAACCGCAAUCCGCUCGGAAGCGCAUACAUCUACAUGAUAUGGGGUGAAAUCCUUGCGAAUCUCAUCAUCGCAAUCGUCGCAUGGCUCUUCUUGGAUGGCGUUUUGGGACCGACGGUCCCCGUGUUGUUCUUCAUCCUCUUCCUGUGGGUGUGGGAGAUCCAGUUGCUGAUGCAAAUCAUUAUCAACCGGAUCGCUAUCAUUAGAGAGAGCCAAGAGACCAUUGUCUUCAUGAAAUGGGGAAUAGCUUUGGCCAUUACUCUGAUCAAUAUCGCCGUUUUUGUCAUCUGGAUCCCUGCCCAUCUCAACCCCCCAGCUAGCCAAACAUUCGUGACUAUAAACCACUAUUGGGACCGUGUUUCAAAGAUUCUGAUUCUGCUCGUGGACGCUGGUCUAAAUUGGUACUUCUUGAGCGUGGUCAAGACCCGCCUAGUGGACCAGCAUGGCCUGCUCAAGUACAAGCCUCUCGUCGGCUUCAAUGCAAAGCUCAUGAUACUUUCCAUCGCUAUGGAUGCUAUGCUUAUCGGUCUCAUGUCUCUGCCCAACCAGGUUGUCUACAUCCAGUUUCACCCCGUCGCUUAUAUGGUCAAGCUUAACAUCGAGAUGUCAAUGGCAUCCCUCAUCACUCGUCUUUCAAAGGACCGUGAGGGCGGUUCAGGGCUCCACUCGCCCUCCUAUCUGCAUGGCCAGUCAAGCAGCCGACGAACGGGCCUGGCGCUAGACGACAGCCCACUAGGCCACGAAACAAGUGGCCUCAAAAGGUUCCGCAAAGCCAGCAUCGGUUCUGUCCCUGAAAACAGAAAUGUGGACUCUACAAGAAGUCAUCGAAUGAACGACCUCAACACUCGGAUUGAUUUACCCAACUCGCCGGGCAUUCUAGCUUUCAGUGGGCGGCAGGAUGAUGUCGCUAGCGGCAGGUCCUUCUAUAAGCUCGACGAAAUAGACUCUUCAACAAGUAAUGCUAGGCACCCGGAGAUCUAUGAGAAGGAAACGUAG
Molecule: messenger RNA, 1095 nt
Organism: Colletotrichum graminicola M1.001
Lineage: Eukaryota; Fungi; Ascomycota; Sordariomycetes; Glomerellales; Glomerellaceae
Exons: 4
Coding region: 1-1095 (364 amino acids)
Source: RefSeq, a predicted model, not a curated record